This is a messenger RNA of Arachis stenosperma, 441 nucleotides long. RefSeq lists its product as uncharacterized. The record is from RefSeq and is a predicted model, not a curated record. The transcript has 2 exons. The coding region runs from base 1 to 441 and encodes 146 amino acids. NCBI's taxonomy places the organism in Eukaryota, Viridiplantae, Streptophyta, Magnoliopsida, Fabales, Fabaceae.
AUGGAAAAGGAGUAUCUAAGUUCUGACACAACAUGUCAAGCUGAUGAGAAUGAAGAUAUGCAACAAGAGUGGCUCGCACCAGAGUUCCUAAAUGACAUCAAAUAUUUGGAACUACCCAAUCACAAAUUGACUUUGAAGCCAGGAGUUGCUGUAAUGCUACUGCGAAACAUAGACCAGGCUUCAGGUUUAUGCAACGGGACAAGGUUAAUAGUUAAGGAACUUGGCAACAAUAAAAUUGGAGCGACAGUAGUGACCGAUAGAAAUAUUGGCGACAAAGUGGCUUUACUUGCCAAAUUAGUGUUCACCCAUGGACAACUUUACGUUGCUUUGUCAAGAGUUAAGAGUCGCAGUGGCCUCAAGGUUCUAAUUCUGGACGAGGACGGCAUUCCAAAGUCAUCAACAACAAAUGUCAUGUUUAAAGAAGUUUUUAAUAAUAUUUAG